UAUCUGUUUAAACACUGUACAACUUUCUGUUUUGCAGAACCUCCAGCGUCAGUGACAAAGUCAGUUUGGGUCUGGGCCGGCAAUACUACAGUACUGAGGUGUCUCCAUGAUCCCAAGGACAGUUUGAUAAUGGUCACAUGGAAGGUGCCCCUACUAUAUAAUUCUCACUGUUCCCUGUCACUGAGUUGGGAAAACCUGACCAAGAACAACUGCAGUGAGAGGAUGAGACAGGAGAAUACGUCCCUCAGGAUAGAGAAUACGGCAGUAACAGACCAAGGCAACUACUCCUGUGAGAUUGUAACUGCCCUUGGGACCUUCCUCACCUCCGUUUUAUUAGAAGUGUUAGUUCAGCCUUCAGUGACGUUGGAGCUAAACAAACUUGGGGUUCCUGAGUGCCGGGCACAUGGGGGGAAUCCAGCAGCAAAUAUGUGGUGGACGCCAGAAGCAGUUGGUUCCAUCAGUACAAACACAGCAAUGCAGCCAGAUAGGAGCUGGACAGUUACCAGCACAUACACUGUAACCAGCAACAAUGUCACCCAAGUCACUUGUCUUGUGUCUCAUCCCACAUUUGUACAACCUCACGUCUCAUCCAUCAGAAUAUCCAGCAGCUUGGGUCUGUCAUUAUUUCUGUAUGAAUUAAAUUAA
Molecule: messenger RNA, 645 nt
Organism: Xenopus laevis (African clawed frog)
Lineage: Eukaryota; Metazoa; Chordata; Amphibia; Anura; Pipidae
Product: cell surface glycoprotein CD200 receptor 1
Exons: 2
Source: RefSeq, a predicted model, not a curated record